Messenger RNA from Paramisgurnus dabryanus, 977 nucleotides. RefSeq names its product E3 ubiquitin/ISG15 ligase TRIM25-like. Gene Ontology annotation, molecular function: zinc ion binding. Lineage: Eukaryota; Metazoa; Chordata; Actinopteri; Cypriniformes; Cobitidae. The record is from RefSeq and is a predicted model, not a curated record.
UUUAUUUUUUGCUUUUCUCUUUCUGUUUUUGUGCCUCAGCUGUUGUUGAGCUGCUGUAUGUGUUUGUGUUCAGUGAAAUGGCAGAAGCGAGUGUUUCUUUGACUCAUGAUCAGUUCAUCUGUUCAAUCUGUCUGGAUCUACUGAAAGAUCCUGUGGCUAUUCCCUGUGGACACAGUUACUGUAUGAGCUGUAUUACAGACUACUGGGAUCAGAAGAGAGACUACAGCUGCCCUCAGUGCAGACAGACCUUCAUUACAAGACCUGUUUUAGGAAAAAACACCAUGCUGGCUGAAGUGGUGGAGAAACUGAAAACUAAACUACAAGCUGCUCGUCUUGAUCACUGUUAUGCUGAACCUGGAGAUGUGGAGAGAAAACACAAAGCUGUCAAGUCCUGUCUGGUGUGUCUGAACUCUUACUGUCAAAAUCAUCUUGAACAACAUGAGAAUUUAUUCAGGGCCAAGAAGCACAACCUGAUAGACGCCACUGGACGACUUCAGGAGAUGAUCUGCUCACAACAUGAAAAGCUGUUAGAGUUUUACUGUAAAACUGAUCAGCAUUGUAUAUGUCUACAGUGUAUGGUGGGCAACCAUAAAUAUCACAUAACUAUAUCAGUUAAAGAUGAGAUGACUGAGAAACAGAAAGAACUAAAGGAGACACAGAGAAAAUACCAGGAGAUAAUCCAGGACAGUCAGAAGAAGCUUCAGGAGCUGAGAGAUGCUGUGGAGACUCAUAAGCGCUCUGCACAGACAGCAGUGGACGACACUGAGAGGAUCUUUACUCAACUGAUCCGAUCCAUUGAGAAAAGACGAUCUGAGGUGACACAGCUGAUCAGAGAUCAGGAAAAGACUGCUGAAGGACUCUUGAAGCGACUGGAGCUUGAUGAGAUUGAUGAUCUGAGGAGGAGAGACGCUGAGCUGGAGCAGCUUUCACAAACAGAUGAUCACAUCCAUUUCCUCCAGGUAACAGAGAUCUGUUGA